UACUUAAAGCGGUCUGGACCCUCGCGCUCAGCCGCGGGGAGAACAUCGUGCAGCAGCCUGUGUAACUUGCGCAGACAGACAGCGGCCGGCUAACCGGCUACUAACCAGCGGCCAGCAGCAGAGAGAGCUCACCAAGCCUCGCUUUUAGACCAAGUCCUAUUAAAAUGUGUCUGGGGUGCCUAUUUAACAAGCACCGUGCAAACGCCGAAAGUUUCUCUGAGUGAAACGCGAAGUGUGCACGCUUGUCAUGUUGUAGCUAGUAACGUACACUGUGAAUGUUUGGAUUUGUUAGUCGCUGGUCGGUAACUGGCGGGCGUAGCGAGCUUUAAUACAUUAUAUUUAUAGUCAUAAUGCUCAGUAAUUGUCCGUGUCCGUUUGUUUUUACUGGUAAAUCGGGUGAGACGAUCAGUGGUUGCAACAUCGCUGCUCUUGUGUAUCCAAACACAUCUCUUCAGUCCACAUAUGAAGCAUCUCGUCUGUUUUUAAAGUUGCCUGUGUGUUGGGUCUGUUUGUCCCAUAUUUAUAGGGUCAGUGCCCUGUCCCAAUGGUUUCAUCUCACUCUUCUCCUAUGACACUCUUGUACCUCUGCCAAAGAGGUGCCUCUGUAAUGAGUCAGUGUCAGCUGAGAUGUUUGGUGCUUUAUGCAUUGCUGUUUGUCUUCAGCUCAUUGUGAUGAAAUUGGCCUCAUUCCGUGCCCCGAAGCCCGGUACAACAGAAGCCCCAUAGUCUUGGUGGAGAAUAAGCUGGGAGUGGAGAGCUGGUGUGUCAAGUUUCUGCUGCCCUAUGUGCAUAAUAAACUCCUGCUGUACAGGCAGAGAAAGCAGUGGCUCGAUCGGGAAGCACUGGUAGAUAUAACCUGCACAUUGCUUCUCCUAAACCCAGAUUUUACCACUGCGUGGAAUGUCAGGAAAGAGCUCAUGCAGUGUGGUGUGUUAAACCCAGAGAAGGACCUUUACCUGGGCAAACUUGCACUAUCUAAGCAUCCUAAAAGCCCAGAGACAUGGAUACACAGGCGCUGGGUGUUACAGUGGCUGCAGAAGGAGUGCUCUCCUUCUGGACAAGAACCGAAGGAUCAGGCUGAACCCAGAGGAGACGCUGUGAGGAGGAGACAGUGCGAGCGGCUGCAAAGAGCCUUGCAGGAGGAGAUGAGGGUCUGUGCAGACGCAGCCGGCCGUUACCCCAGCAACUACAAUGCAUGGUCCCAUCGCAUCUGGGUAUUGCAAAACAUGGCUAAAGGCAAUCUGAAGGUUCUGCACGAUGAGCUGUCCUCCACCCGACUGUGGGUGUCCAUGCACGUGUCAGAUCACAGCGGCUUCCACUACCGUCAACACCUGCUCAAGGCCCUGGCCAGAGAGCUGAACCAGGCUGGAGAGACGGAGCUCCACCCCACCCAGCAGCCUAAUGGAGAGAGCACAGCGGGCGCGUCUGAUGACAAUCACCAUAAUGACGUCAUCCCUCAGCUCUUCGAUGAGGAGAUGGAGCUCUGCACUGAUCUCAUAGAGUCAUAUCCGGGCCACGAGACUCUGUGGUGCCACAGGCGACAUGUCUUUUACCUGUGGCACCAGUGGCGGAGGGAGCACCUCCAGGGGGCAGGGUCACAAUCUCCACCUCUUACCCAUACUGACGUCCUCCUCAGCGAGGAGCCCUGUGAUGAAGCCAGUGCUUCCCAGGCCAUGGACAUUGACUGUGUUCUGGAUAGGAGCAAACAUGGAAGCUACACGCAGGACAUCAAGCGACUAAAGCGGGGACCCCUGCUUCCCCACCCCGGACUUCCCUCUGAGCACACGUUUGUCUCUAAAAUCCUCACAGGCUGCCGGAGCCCCGAGCAAAGCCGCUUUGCCAUUGCCUACAGGAAGUGGCUGGACUCAGUUAUAGGUCAGUAGUGUGAAAAACACUCCACCCAACAUGAUGUGGGAGAGCUGUGAUAGGUCAACUUAUUUCUGGCUCCAACCGCCCACACUGCUUCUCUGAAAACGGCUGGACUUCUUGGCCGGCUUGUCAGAGAUGCUCUGCCGGAGCAAAUUCCUGCUCAUGAUGAAAACCCAUGACCCGUUUCCGCAGUCUAAACCUGGUCUGUUUCAGCUGCUUUAGUUCAGGUACUGGAUAUCUCAGGUCUGUUUUCAGUGUACAAUCAUUUUCUCUAUCAGAAGCUACAAGUUUGUAUUUUUUUCAUAUAGUUUGGUUGGUUUUUAUGUUGUUUAAAGUCUUCCACCACAAAUCAAUAACAGUAUGCUCUCCUCAUGCUGUCUGCAGUUUUAUGAUUCCUGUCGGGAAUCUUAAAACACACACUGCGGUGCACACUUGAAGGGAACACUUAGAGCCCAAAGUGAUUCUGACCCAGUUUCCCUCUUUGUUUAAUUGAGGGCAGACUGGCUCUGAAUUCCACCUACUGCUCCUCUUUGAACUUUUGUACUGAAGCAUGAACGUUUUUUCAAUUAAUACCUAGAAGUUUUGCUACAAUCAGUAAUGUGAGCACAAUCAUUGAAUUUAAAGUUUCCUGGAGCUAUUUGAUAUGAAAUUAGGGCUGAAGACAGACAUUUUGAUGAGUUUUAAUAAUCUUAAAUAAACCAAUAACUGCACAUGUAAUUGACCGUUUCUAGGUGCUCUCCUCAUUCAGGUGAGUAUUUGAUUUAUAUGACAUAUCUGUUGCAGGGUCAGCAUUUCUUCAGUUUAUGCAGAUGAUUUUUGGGCAUUCGAGAGUAAAUGUUCCUAAAGCACAUCAUCAUCACUCAUUAGGAUAACAAAGGCCACGUUGUCACAUGGACUAGCCUCAGCAUUUAAGCACAAGUUUUGGGUUAUGGUUCAUCCAGGUGGUCUAACAGAUGCAUGGGUUUUCAUGAUGAAAGGGAAUUGCAGAAGUAGGAAUAGGCUUUUCUCAGCUUGGCCCAAGCGCGGCUGCAGAAAUAACAUGCUGCCACGUUCAAGCCCAUCUGGUGCAGAAUGGUGCUUAUUCUCUGCACCGGGGGAGUGUGGACCCCUGAGGGGGCCUGGGUUUACAAAUGCUGCUUUUUGUUUAACACUAUUUUGAACUUAAAGUAUAUUUAUGCAAAUAUGAAAAGUGAAUUGUUGUUAGCUUCACUUAUGUGAUUUAUUAAAGCUAAUAAGCUAUUAGACAGUUAUGGUUGACUCACUGUUACUCAGUACUUAUUCAACUUGUAAUAAACUUUGAAGUUUCACAGGCUCAAUCGUGCAUUGACAACUUAAUUCAUUCACAGCUUAGAGUAGGUUGUGAAAAUCUGAUUGGAUUUUAUUAGAUCUUGCUUUUAAAUCAAGGACUAAGCCCAUUCUACAUAAGCAAAAACUAUUCUAGCUAGGUGAAGUCAUUUUAACAUUCUAGCAAAGCUUAUAUGAAUCAUGUCUUUCAGCAUAUCUAUAAGACUUGCACAGUUCGAUCUUAAGUUUCACUUCAUAAAAGUCUACUACUGUUCUUUUCAUUAUUUUUUUUGCACAGUUGCACAAGAACUAGAUUUAUGAAAGUAGCUGAGUUAUGUAACUUCUAGACUGACUCUCAGACUUUAUAAAGGGCCAUGUCAGAGUGGUUUUCUCUGUUCCUGCAUGUCUUGGACCCUGACGUUUUUUUCUCUUUGAGCUGCAGCAGCAAAAUUACCAGAUGUCUGUCACAGAAUUCUGAAAGGUUCCCCUCAAGAAUAAAGCCAGCUUUUCCUCCACACCAUUCCUCUGUAUAACGCAAUGUUUAGUAACUGCACUGACAGUGUUUGAUCAUUUUUCACUCUUUAUAAGUACAGGUGUGUGCACAGGUGCUUGUUUUAGAUGAUAAUGCUAUAAGGUUUUACCCCCACCUCCACACCUGCUGUUAAAUAAACAACUGCUAAUAGAGUCCUGUAUGGAAAAAUAGUCUAAAACUGGAAUAGAUCUGCAACAAAUGCCUUUAUAUUUUGUCACUCUGAUUUGGUCAAUCUGAUCUGAAUAGUUAUCUAUUUUGCGUGUACAUUAUGUGUGUACUGUUGUAUUGGGAUCAAGAUCACAUUGUGAUUUGUAUUUGAUUACAUUUUAUUAUAAUUUUUUUUAUUUCAUGACCCAUACAUGUAGAGACUGAAAACAUUGCAUUUUGGCUACUUAAACAAUUAGCUCUUUGUAAUAAUGCUAUAGGUGGUAAAUGUAUUGCCUACUAACUUCAACCCUUAAUGGACAGUCUUAUCAGUUUUAUUGUUGAAAACUUACAAAUUACAAUAUUUUUGUCUUUAUAUCUGUUCAGCGCUUCCUAUUCACACUAUUAAUUUGCUAAGCAGUUCACAAAAAGUCCUACAUUACCAUAGAGGUUUUAAAUGUGUACAUUAAUGUGAAUUACACUGAGGAAGCACAUAGUAUUUCCAGUUAUGUCAUGUCAUUUUCCAUUGUUGUAAUGUCAUUUGCUGUGUGAAUACCAAAAAUUAAAGAGCAGUUACACUGUAAAGCGUAAACACAGAUUUUAAAUUACUAGUACAUCUAUGCAGAAGCAUGACUGAGUUCAUUUAGCUUUAGAAAGAACAAAUGUAGCCUAAGAUUUUGUAUUUUCUUUAUGUAUUGUCUGAUAAGGUACUGUAGGUUUUUACAGCCACAAUGACAAACAUUUAUAGCAUCUCAUCCGUUAUGUAUUUUAUAUUUAUUUGUAUUAAAAACUGUAUUGACCGUAGUUGUUUUGUCUGUUCCCUACCAUAUUAAAUAAAGCUACUCUGAAAAGGUC
This is a messenger RNA of Cyprinus carpio (common carp), 4684 nucleotides long. It is a transcript of the gene ptar1, whose product is annotated as protein prenyltransferase alpha subunit repeat containing 1. Gene Ontology annotation, cellular component: cytoplasm. Gene Ontology annotation, biological process: protein prenylation. The transcript has 7 exons. NCBI's taxonomy places the organism in Eukaryota, Metazoa, Chordata, Actinopteri, Cypriniformes, Cyprinidae. Gene Ontology annotation, molecular function: protein prenyltransferase activity. The coding region runs from base 642 to 1883 and encodes 413 amino acids. The record is from RefSeq and is a predicted model, not a curated record.